AUGGCCGGCCUUCUCUACGUGACGAUGCAACCUAAAGCAUCGCUCUCUGCCUCCGCUUUCCACGACUGGUACAACAACGAACACGGCCCUCUGCGAUUGCGCCUCCCCUUCGUCCCCAAUGGCUUCCGCUACCGCGCCGCCGACGCCGCCACCCCCGAAUGGCUGGCGUUCUACGAUAUCAGCGACAUGAGCGAGCUCACAAAGGAAACAUAUCUCGCGCUUCGUGGCGACGGCAUCCGCACACAGCGCGAAAAGGACGUGAUGGCGCAGAUCGACGUCGGGCGGAAACUGUACGAUUUCCUCUCGGAGCGGAAAAUCGACGGUUACAAACCGGUCGAUGCAUUGCCGGAUCCCGAGGCCGCGGGCAUCGUGGCGCUUUCUGUGACUAUGACUGUUCAGCCUGAGCAGGAGGAGGAGUUCAACCGCUGGUACGAGGAAGAGCAUAUCCCCAUGUUGGCGAAAGUACCUGGGUGGCGGCGGAGCGUGCGCUACGUCACUGCGGCUAUUGAUUCGAAGGCGCCGAAGGAGUUUUUGGCGCUGCAUGAGUUUGCGGCUGUGAAUGGUUUGGGGGGUGCGGAGCAUAAGGCGGCUUGCGAGACGGCGUGGAGGGAGAAGAUUAUGGCGAAUGCCGUGACGGGCAAGACGAGGAGGGUCUAUCAGUGGUAUUACACCUUUGGGCCUGCGCCGCGUGAGCUGUCUACCAUUGCUACGCCGGAGACGGGACGGUGGUCGAGCAAUGACGGUCGGACUAAGACCUUGCCUGAGCCCCGGGCUGCUGUGGAGUCCUUUGUGACUACUCCUGAUGGAGUUGAUCUCCCAUACCGUCUGGAGGGCAGUGGUGACGACAACUCGCCUGUCAUCGUGCUGAGCAAUUCGAUUCUGGUCGACUGGAGUGUCUGGGACGGCUUCGUGGAUAAGUUCCUUUCCAACCCCAAGAACCAGGGCUUCCGUGUUCUGCGGUAUUUGACUCGCGGACGUCUUGAGAACGCCGGCGAGACACCAGUCACCAUCGACGUCCUGGCAGGCGAUAUCAUCACCCUUCUCGACCACUUGCGUAUCCCCACGGCCAGCCUGAUCGGUGUCAGUCUGGGAGGCGUGACGGUGAUGAACACGGCGCUGCUCCACCCCAACCGCAUCAACAAGUUCAUCUCCUGCGACACUAACUCCUCGGCGCCCGAGUCCAACCGCAAGGCCUGGAACGACCGUAUCGCCAUCGCAGAGGCCGAGGGCACCGUGUCCGCGUCUGGUGAGAAGAUUGUCGGUGAGCAGCUGGCCGAGGCCACGACCCGCCGGUGGUUCGUUGACGAGUCAUACACGACCCAGCCUGAGGUCGCCCGGCACGUCAAGAACGUCGUCGUGAACAACAGUCUCGAGGGAUUCCGUCGCGCAGCGCAGGCGCUGUGUGCGUAUGAUGUGCGGGACCGCAUGGCCAAUGCGUCUGUCCCGGGACUGUUCGUCGCAGGUAGCGGUGACGGCGUCCUGCCGCAGACGAUGAAGAAGAUGGCAGAGGAUCUCAAGGGCGAUGCAGAACUCAAGGUUAUCGACAAGGCUGGACACCUGCCUAUGGCCGAGCAGCCGGAGCAGUUUACUGAGGUGGUGAAUGCGUUCAUUCAUGCUUGA
Aspergillus ruber CBS 135680 is the source of this 1620-nucleotide messenger RNA. RefSeq names its product putative alpha/beta hydrolase. The coding region runs from base 1 to 1620 and encodes 539 amino acids. The transcript has a single exon. The record is from RefSeq and is a predicted model, not a curated record. NCBI's taxonomy places the organism in Eukaryota, Fungi, Ascomycota, Eurotiomycetes, Eurotiales, Aspergillaceae.